Messenger RNA from Baudoinia panamericana UAMH 10762, 390 nucleotides. RefSeq lists its product as uncharacterized. The record is from RefSeq and is a predicted model, not a curated record. Gene Ontology annotation, biological process: protein stabilization; negative regulation of apoptotic process. Lineage: Eukaryota; Fungi; Ascomycota; Dothideomycetes; Mycosphaerellales; Teratosphaeriaceae. The coding region runs from base 1 to 390 and encodes 129 amino acids. The transcript has 2 exons.
AUGGCGGAAGAACCUCAACCACCAAACGUGCAAGAAGGCGCCGAUGCGCCGGACGUUCUACCCGCCAAUGCAGAAGACCGCAAGGCCGCGCAGGCCAUGUCUUCGCUGGAUACCAAAGGCGACGAAGAUGCGGCACCAAAGAAGGAGAUCGACUUGAAAGCACUCAACGAUGCUAUGAAGAAUUUGGGUGUGGGCCAGGAAUCGAAAGCCUCGACCGCUGCGGCGAAGAAGGAGGAUGCGCCGAAGAAGUUGGUCAAGGUGGAUCAGGCGGAUGUUACUUUGUUGGUGGAUCAGCUCGAUAUGUCAAAGGCGAAAGCCACUGAGCUACUACGAGCGCACGAUGCUGAUGCGGUCAAGGCUAUGACGGCUUGGGUAACGGCCGCUGUAUGA